This is a messenger RNA of Solanum tuberosum (potato), 450 nucleotides long. Its product is annotated as protein trichome birefringence-like 10. Gene Ontology annotation, molecular function: O-acetyltransferase activity. The record is from RefSeq and is a predicted model, not a curated record. The coding region runs from base 43 to 450 and encodes 135 amino acids. NCBI's taxonomy places the organism in Eukaryota, Viridiplantae, Streptophyta, Magnoliopsida, Solanales, Solanaceae. The transcript has 2 exons. Gene Ontology annotation, cellular component: Golgi apparatus.
CAUUUGGAUGUCUUGGUUCCCGCCACUAAAUCGUGUGUAAACAUGAAAGCUUUGAAGUGCAUAUUAUCAAGAUUCGUUGCUAUAGAGGAGUACAAUUACUCAACAAUCUGUGAAGAUUUACGAGCUCUGAUUCUUUCCAUUGACAGGGGAUGCUAUUUCCAAGAAGGCGGAAAGAUCAACAUGACGAUGGAUGUAGAGACGGCAUUUCAGAAGUCAAUUGUAACAUUGGUUAAUUGGAUAGGCCGUGAAGUGAAUAUGUCCAAGACUAAAAUAUUCUUUCGUACUUAUUCUCCUGUACACUUCAGAGGUGGAGAUUGGAAGACUGGCGGUAGCUGUCACCUGGAGACAUUACCUGACUUAUUAUCACCCCAAGAGUCAUUGAGGUACUCGUUUGAAUAUAUGACGGUCAUUCAUGUCCUAUCACAGCUCUCUAACAAAUCAAAAGGCUAA